AUGCUUGUCGUGCCCGCAAAGUAUGCUGUCUCACCCUUCAAUGGCUCCUACCGCCCAUGUCACUCGGCACCACCCAUUGGACAUCAUUGCCUUCACGCGGUCGUCCGCCUUCUCGAGGACCUGGAGCUGCAGUUCUCCCUCCUACCAGCAUCGUCCACCGCCACACCCGGGGGCCCGCCGGCUGUCACACAGCUCAAAACGGUAGCAUCGUCGUCCAUCUUGACAUCCGCCAGCCAUGCCAAUUCCGCGCAGACGACCGACCACCUGGUCGAGUGCGAGUCGUUGUUGACGGCUCAAUCAAUAUUCGCCCACGACUUCCUCCGCAAAACCGUCGGCGACGGCUCCUCCGUGCUGAAGAUGCGGGAGACGCUGAAGCAGCAGCCUGCGUCGCACGAACUGACGUAUCUGCAAGCGAAACCCAUGGCCAGGCCGGCUUUCGGCGACUGCGAGAUGCCCCUCCACCCUGGGCCUGGAAUGGGUGACGACGUUCCUCCACCCGGACCACUUCAUGGACCUGGUCCUCAAGUCUACUUUGCGCCUACAGAGUUCAACGAGGCCGAGUUCAUCAUCGUCAAUGCCGGCAUGGAGAGCCUCUACGCCGAUAAAAUGCAGUCCAAGACCGUGAUAGAGCAGCUAAGGGAGAAGUGUUCCAAGAUGGGUACCCUCUACCGCGGUGACCUCCAGACCGCCCUCGCUAAUCUACCUCUGCACCUGCCAACCACGAUGGACAAGCACCUCACGGCGCUCGGGUUCCCGCCAGCUUCCGGACAGCAGCAGUAG
Molecule: messenger RNA, 780 nt
Organism: Colletotrichum orchidophilum
Lineage: Eukaryota; Fungi; Ascomycota; Sordariomycetes; Glomerellales; Glomerellaceae
Product: fungal specific transcription factor
Exons: 3
Coding region: 1-780 (259 amino acids)
Source: RefSeq, a predicted model, not a curated record